Cercospora beticola is the source of this 3324-nucleotide messenger RNA. RefSeq lists its product as uncharacterized. The record is from RefSeq and is a predicted model, not a curated record. Gene Ontology annotation, biological process: transmembrane transport. Lineage: Eukaryota; Fungi; Ascomycota; Dothideomycetes; Mycosphaerellales; Mycosphaerellaceae. Gene Ontology annotation, molecular function: transmembrane transporter activity.
GACCAUCGAAGGGUGGAAGUAUGACGCUGAACGGCCGCAUGCUGCCCUCGCUGCGCUGCCGCCGCAAUGAGGCGCGAAUCGGCACUACUCUGCCAGACGGCACGACGAGCAGCAAAGCCCCAAGAUGCGGCACACUCGCCUCUUCUGUUCGUCCUCACCAGCACCACCCAGUCACCGGUAAGGAUACCAUUUCCGCCCACUAUUAGCUUUUUUGCUCUGCUGCACCCGACCCUCACUACUACCCGCGUGGCACUCGAGACGGCUCCAACUCUGUCAAAGAGGGCCCGACACCUGGUGUUGGCUCAAAUACGCCCGCGAGCUUGGUACAUCCGAGACGUACCACUGUUCUCCUCCUCCACUCUCCAGCCUCUCGGUGCGCAUCACUUUCGAGUCGUCGACAGUCUGGUAGGCUCGAUCGCAGGGCACAUACACCGCAGGCCGACACUCCUCACGUACACAAGGACAACCAGCUCUCGGCCGGCAUGAACAAUGCGUCAGGUCGCUAUUGAACGACUGCGAAUAGAGGAAUACGGGUAGAUUUUCAGAUCAAAGAGCUCCGAAAUCAUAGGACCGCCGAAGCAUGGGCUUGUGGAGUGAAGGAAAGUGAUACACAAAAUGGCGGAUAGAGACCUCGACCAUGGCAACAUAUACGGAAGGAGCGAGACGACUCUCGCAGUCGUCAUAUCGAUGCUGCUUCUGUGCACCAUCUUCGUGGCACUUCGUAUGAUAUCGCGGGUGGCAAUCGUAAAGAAAGUGAUCCUGGACGACUAUUUCAUGAUCCUGGCCUGGGCCAUUACUGUUGGUUUAUGCGCUUCGAUCUGUGUAGGGACCGUCAACGGCCUCGGACGCCAUGAAGUUGAUGUGCCAGAUGCGUGGCAACCGGCAUUGCGAAAGUCCAACUACGCUUUCGCGGUGCUCUACCAGCCGGCUCUGAUGGCGACGAAGACAUCGAUUCUGGCCUUCUAUUUGACCUUCUCCAGCGCCGAACGAUUAUUCAAAUGGUCAUGCUAUGCGACACUUUUCGUCGUCAACGCUGGUGGGCUGGCACUGACGCUCGUGACGGUCUUUCAAUGCAGUCCGGUGUCUGCAGCAUUCUACGCGAUCACUCCAGCCGGCGCGCAAUGCACUGAUAUCCUCACGAUCUACCUCUCGUCAAUACCACUCAACAUCAUAACCGAUCUGGCGAUACUGUUUCUCCCGAUGCCGGUCUUGACCAGUAUGCGAUUACCGAAGAAGCAGAAGAUAAUCCUACUCGUCACCUUCAGCUUCGGUAUUUUCGUAACAGUGGUCGAUGUCGUUCGAGUACAUUACCUGCAGUCUGCAGCCGAAAUGCGCCUGGCUGAGAUUGCGAAUGCCCGCGCCAGCGAUUCGUCACGAAACUCGAUCGAAACCGACUCUUCAUUCUAUUUGGCAUUCUCUUUUAUGUGGUCAGCAAUCGAGGUCACUGUGGGGAUUAUGUGCGCUUGCGUUCCAGGUCUGAAGCCAUUAGUCGCGCGAUUCUUCCCCAGCAUGCUCCGAGAUCCGGGAGACGCGCCUUCGAAAUUCGGCUCGAUCUCAACACCUGAUGCAGAGGUGCAAAAGGUGGCACCACUUGUUCCAGAUAUACCAGAGGACGUCCAUUUUCGCGACUUUGGCAGAGCAGCCAGCAGUCAGGAAGAAGAAGAGGAGCAAGGCCCGAUGGGCAUGAUGGAGUUCCUCACUACUCCGGACAUGGGUGAAUUUCACCCCAUGGAGCGAUCACCUACGGCCCUUACGAAUACCACGCGACACACUGUUCCGAAUUCGCCUACGUUCUUCGACUUCGUCGACAUGAAGCAGAAGAAGAGCUUGGCUUACCUGACCACCAAAGAAUCCAUCUACCCCGUGGCGCUCGUGACAGUCAUGUUCUUCGUCUGGGGCUUUGAAUACGGUCUGGUCGAUGUCCUCAACAGCCAAUUCCAGACUGUUGCUAGCGUCACUGUCGCUCAGUCGGUCGGCAUUGGCAGUGCCUACUACUGUGGUUACCUGGUCGGACCGAUCACCAUCGGGCACUGGGUGCUCAAACACUGGGGUUUCAAAGCAUGCUUCCCCAUUGGGCUGAGCAUAUAUGCUUGUGGGUGCUUGAUCUUUUGGCCAGCAGCUGUUCUGACAUCCUGGCCAACCAUCCUCGUCACGAACUUCAUCGUCGGUUUCGGCUUGUCGAUGCUGGAAAUCUCAGCAAACACUUUCAUCUCGCUUUGUGGCCCGGCGCAAUACGCGGAGGUUCGACUGAAUUUGAGUCAGGGAGUGCAAGCUGUCGGCGGUGUAGUCGCUCCACUGAUUGCAGACAAAGCCUUCUAUCACAAAACCUCGAACGCACCAUCCUUGAUCAACACGCAAUGGGCAUAUCUCGGAAUCUCCCUCUUCACUGUCGCGCUGGCCGUCAUGUAUUUCUACAUCCCGUUACCAGAAGCCACAGAUGCUGAGCUGGAGGACGCCGCUGAGAGAAUGGACAGUGCGCAUAAACGAAGGUUCGGCAAUGUGCGCAUCAUCUGGUUCAUCCUUGCCAUAGGCGCCUUCAGCCAAUUCUGCUACGUUGGAGCCCAAGAAGUUGUUGGCACCACUUUCCCUCCCUACUUGGAGACCGUCAUGCCGCGCCUCGAUACUUCAGACUUCUCCGCGAUAGCACAUACAGCGUUCGCCAUCUCAAGAUUCCUCGCCGCGGGACUGUGCCUCUGGAUCACUCCUCGCGUGCUCUUGCUGGCUUUCUGCUGCGGUACCAUCAUCUUCUCUGCAUUGUGUAUGCAUCUUACAGGUGGCGCCGCAGUUGCAAUGCAAGUUAUGAUCUUCUUCUGUGAAGGUCCCAUCUUCGGUUUGAUCUUCGCGCAAGCGCUCCGAGGACAAGGCCGGCACACCAAAUUCGCAAGUGUCAUCCUUACAGCUUCUAUUGGCGGCGGCGCGAUCUUCUCGCCUAUCUCAACGGCUCUGCGAGCGAAUGGGCGGAGCGUGCCGUUCAGUCUUGUCGUUGCUGUUGCGGCGUUCGCGGCGACCACAGUCUUCGCAGUGGUUUUGUGUCUUUCAAGACCGAUGAGAUUGGUAGCGGACCCAAUCAAGGACCCGAGCGCUUCGAAGCCUGCCUCGAGGGACGAGAGACCCGGGUCGACGAGUAGUCGAGCCAGUCGAGCGUUGAGCUUUUUGAGUUUGGGAGGUAAGAAGAAGGAGCGGGAGUCGGCGGGUGUGGAAUAUCGGGAGAGGAAAAUCAGCACGCCUAUUGAUGAAUGAAACGACGGAUGACGAAACAAUGGAAAGUUCCUUGACAUUUGUGAUAUCCCAUUUGAUGCGUUUUUAGGAAGUUUUGGGCGACGG